AAUGAAGGAGAGGCGUUUCAAGCACUUGUCUGUUCGUCCCCCCUGCAAACUCCAAAAGUGAUUUGUAACCCUCUCCUUAGUUACCGCUAUCGACCCGUCCCCAUGGCUUGUGAAAUCCUAAUGCGUGGGCUACCCGGAUAUGCUGCGCUUUUUCUGUCUGCCACCGGUCGUUUCAAUGAGACAGUAAAGAGAACAAAAUAAUAUUUCAUUGAAAUCUUGGCCUCAAAUUUCGUAUACGUCAUGUAUCAUUAUUGAAUGGGAUUUCUUUAUCAUUACUGAAGUGAAAGAGAUUCAAAUAUGAAAUAAGCGGUUGUAUUUAACACCAUAUCACGCGAGGAAAUGGACCCACGACUGUUCAAAGAAGGUCUUGGGAUUCCCCCGGGUUAUCAUGACGAACAAAAGUUGGACAAAUACGCUCACAGCAUUGCCUCUUCAAAGGACUCAAGACAUUCAGAUUUCAGGUGAGGCUUCAUUUUGUCAAAACCAUUGGCAGUUUCUAUUAGUCAAUCAAGCAAAAUGUAUAAUUUAUUUAUUGCGAUAAUAUAUAAUUGUUUCCAGGUUUGUAGUAAUAGGGGUUAAUUCUUAGGAUUUGCAUUAACCUUUGCAAAGUUCUUAAAUUUUGAAACUGUUGGACAGGUGCGUUGUAGACAUUUACUAUUUUUUAUUAGCUUUUAUGCCAAACUUUAUUAUAAAAAAUAUUAAAUUUAAAGAUUUCAAAUGUAUUAGCUGAAUGCAAUUCUGAAACUUUGCUUUUGAAAACGAACGUUUGUUGUUUAAAUUGUUUGACUAAAUAGAAUUAAUUUUUUAGGAAAAAUAGUUUGACCUUAAUCAAUGUUUAAUAAACUGAUUAGUUUACAGUUAAAUUCCAUAGCUUGUACAUUUGGUAUAUCAAACGCGUGCUAACAAUUAUUUCAAAGCGCUAAUAUUACAGUUUCCAAUCAGCUUUUUACGGCUCGAAAUAAGACAUAAUCUUCUGUUUAAAAAGUAGCACGACUUCCAGAAUUUGCCUAUAGCAGAUGAAAGAGACAAACUUCUGGCACUCUGAUUCAGCCAUAUCAAAUAUUUCGGAGAGUUCAGCGGUGUACCAAAUAGUUUUUUUUCCUAAUCUACACUAAAUAUGCAUUUCCCCUACAAUGCAACCUUGAAUCUAAAUAAUGUGGCAUAUAUUAAAAUACGGGAAAAUAUGUUUAUUUUAAUAUUCAGUCAUUUAUAUGAGUAUGUGUGUGUGUGUGUAGAAAGCUCUAUAAAAAUAUUAUAGACAUUUGAUCAUUGCGAAAUGGAUUGAAUUUGUAUCUGGAGAAGUUCAAAAUUUUAAUUAAAGAACUUUUGGUGGAAAAUAAAAUACCGGUACUUGAUAUAAAUUUUAGACUUGUUUAAAAUCGUGGAAGCAGACCGGGUUCGUGUUGUGUUUACAGUGUUUGUAUUCCAAUGAAAUUAAGUUAAAUUGUAUCUUUAACUUAAAGUUAAUACUUUGGCAUUGUUUUUCGACUAUUCAUUAAGGAAUCCUCAAAAGAUACUGACUUGCCAGCGAGUUGUCUUUAUUAUCAUUAUUUUCUUUGGGUGUAACAGACAUAAUCUUGUGAAUCUCUUAAGUAAGAUUUUAUUCUUAUUUUUAGGACCAAAAGUGUUAUCGUCCUUAUUUCAUUGCAGUGAUCAAGAUAGCAGUGACGACGAAAGACUUAGCGGGCGACACGGAGAACCCUCCGGCAGAGACAACGAUUCUCGGUCCUCAACGAAACUCCAAGACAGCGACGGGCGUUUUCACGUGAACGGCAGCUUCGAAAACAAUGACGAAAGAGAUUUACUUGAGCCAAACUACACGGGAGGGGACGUAGAGGGAAAGAUGCGAUCUAAGAAGCCAUCAAGUGGACAGAAACAUGUACGUCUAAACAUUAACUCGCGUGAGAGGCGGAGAAUGCAUGACUUGAACGAUGCCCUAGACGAGCUUAGGUCUGUCAUCCCGUACGCACACAGCCCCUCGGUGAGAAAGCUCAGUAAAAUAGCUACUCUUUUAUUGGCCAAAAAUUACAUCUUGAUGCAAGCCCACGCCCUUGAGGAGAUGAGGCGUAUUAUUGCCUACCUCAACCACCAUUCGUCUCUGGGGGCUUUAGAGGCCAUCCCCUAUCCGCAUCUGUCCCAGGCUAGUCCUUCUCGUAGAUCAGGGACGUCAGUGGACAGGGACAUGCAGUAGAUCGUGUGCACGUUGGCUAUACAUCCGAGAAAAUCAUGAACAUCUGUAACUGCAUCUAAACCAUUAAUUAAUCAUUAUAAGUUAGUUGCCAACAGGACUGAUUAAAAUACACGAAUUUUUAACAGAUAGAACUAUUAAAUUAUAAAGACCUACUAACACCCAUGGCUUUUCAGCCAAUAUGUUAUUAAAAGACAAAAGUUAAAACAGUUUAUAGUUCAUUUGUAACUCACUGUUGGUAGUUUUUCCUAUAAAUCUCUGCAUGCUGUACAACAGUUAACUUUCCACUUUUUAUUUGUCGACAAAAAUAAAGUUAUUUCUUAAAAUACUACGGCACGACAAACAAGUAGAUUAAGAAAAUGUUGUGUGGUUAACAAAAUAGCCUAACUUUGGUGCUUUACUUGAGGAUUGUCACAGGGUUGGUGUAGAAUACAGUAGAAAAUAGUACGUUAAUUUAACUGAAAAUGAAGCUUGGCGAGAAUCUUUUCAUUGUUCAAGAAAGUCAAGACAAUUCCUUUUUUGUUUAAAAGUGUUUAAGUGGUUUGUUUAAAUUGUCUAUACCAUGUGACCUGAUUCAGCUGACUGCAAUUUGUUUACACUGUCUAUGCCAUGUGAUUUGAGUCAGCUGACUACAAUUUAGGUAUUUCAUUUUUCAUAC
Messenger RNA from Lymnaea stagnalis (great pond snail), 2846 nucleotides. Lineage: Eukaryota; Metazoa; Mollusca; Gastropoda; Lymnaeidae. The record is from the annotation of a GenBank genome assembly.